Messenger RNA from Panicum virgatum (switchgrass), 1260 nucleotides. RefSeq lists its product as uncharacterized. Bases 1 to 1260 code for a protein of 419 amino acids. The record is from RefSeq and is a predicted model, not a curated record. The transcript has a single exon. NCBI's taxonomy places the organism in Eukaryota, Viridiplantae, Streptophyta, Magnoliopsida, Poales, Poaceae.
AUGGCUGAAUACAACCCAAGUUUGCAUUCUAUGGAUCCCGAGUUAGAUAGCCUGCUUCAACACCUGAAGAUACGUGAGGAUGAGGAUGAAGGCAUUGUGUUGGAAGAGAACCUAGAGGAGUUAAAGGCUGAGGCUCGCUGGACUGUUAUGUCCAAGGUUAUGUCUCCAAAUCCUUUCAGUCAUGCAGCUUUCUUAGCCAAUAUGAAGUAUGCUUGGAGUUUGGCAAAGGAUGUCAUUUUUAAGGCCAUAGAUGAAAAUCUUUUUGUAUUCCAAUUCUCAUGUCUAGGGGAUUGGAGAAAGGUGCUAGAUGAUGGGCCUUGGCUAUUUAGGGGGAAUGCUGUUUUAUUAGAAGAGUAUGAUGGUAUCACAAAGCCAUCGACAGUGAAAUUCAAGGAUCUAUCUAUUUGGGUGCGUGUUUAUGAUCUGCCAACCGGUUUCAGAACUGAGAAUAUUGGGCGCCAAAUUGGAAAUAAAAUUGGUCAUUUUUUGAAAGUGGAUUUGAAUGACGAAACCAAUGGGUGGCGUGAUUAUCUACGCAUUAGAAUAAAGCUAGAUGUUGAGAAGCCUUCGACAAGGAUUGUCUAUGUGUCUGCUGGAGGAAAAGGAAAUCGCUUAGCUUUUCGUGUUAAAUAUGAGAAAUUGCCAAAGUUUUGUGCAGUUUGUGGAUUAUUGGGUCAUGUGGAUUCUGAGUGUGGUGAUGGAGUGCAUGACAAGGCGGCCUAUCAAUAUGGGGAUUGGUUGGUCGCUAGUACUGAGAGGAAAGGAAGAGUGAAGGGAUUUAGACCAUCAAGUUCGGCUGACACUAAGGGGUCAGAUUCUAAGGAGCUUGAUAAGAGCUUGGUCCCAUCAAUAAGACCUGAGGCUAGGAGUGGAGAUAACAAUCAAGUUGCUUUUGUUGAUAACCGUUCUGAGCUGAAAGAUGAUGCAAGAAGUACACUAGAAACAGAUGGUUACCAGCAUACAAGUAUUGAUGGAAAUGGGGCUCGUAAGCGCCUUACAAUAGGGAAUGUUAGAGAUAGUAACAAUUUGGCUUUGGUUUCCGUUUCAGUUUCUGAACAAAUGGAUGGUGUCCUGGAUUUUUCUAGAAACAAUUCUGAUCUUUGGCAGAAAUCAGAUGCCUAUCAAAGUGAACUUGAGAGGGAUGGCCAGUUGAAAGGGAGAGUCAAUAAACGGCUGAAGAUGCAAAAUGGAAAUAAUGACUCAGUUGACACUGAAAUGAAAACGGCGGGUUCCUUUGAGGAGUACCGCCGAGAGCAAUGA